Messenger RNA from Diaporthe amygdali, 930 nucleotides. RefSeq names its product polysaccharide deacetylase family protein. The coding region runs from base 1 to 930 and encodes 309 amino acids. Gene Ontology annotation, biological process: carbohydrate metabolic process. Gene Ontology annotation, molecular function: hydrolase activity, acting on carbon-nitrogen (but not peptide) bonds. The transcript has 2 exons. Lineage: Eukaryota; Fungi; Ascomycota; Sordariomycetes; Diaporthales; Diaporthaceae. The record is from RefSeq and is a predicted model, not a curated record.
AUGGGCAAGAAGCGUGUUCUCGUCAGUUACGGUGUCGAUGUAGACGCGGUGGCUGGUUGGCUGGGCUCUUAUGGGGGAGAGGAUUCCUCCAACGACAUUAGCAGAGGCUACUUUGCGGGAACGAUUGGCGUCCAACGCGUCCUCAAGUUUCUAGCAAAAUACGAUGUCAAGGCCACAUGGUUCAUUCCAGGUCACAGCCUCGAAACGUUUCCCGAAGAUAUGGCUGCUGUAAGAGACGCUGGGCACGAGAUCGGACUCCAUGGCUACUCCCACGAGAACCCCACCGAUAUGACCAUCGAGCAGCAAAGGGAAAUACUGGACAAGACAUAUCACAUGCUCACAGAGUUUGCAGGGAAACCCCCGAGAGGCAGCGUUGCGCCAUGGUGGGAAACCAGCAAGGAGGGUGCUCAGCUUCUACUAGACUACGGCAUUGAGUACGACCACAGCAUGAGCCAUCACGAUUGCCAACCGUAUUAUCUUCGGACGGGCGACGAAUGGACUAAGAUCGACUACAAGAAGAAGCCGAGCGACUGGAUGAAGCCUCUCGUCAGGGGGCAGGAGACUGGCCUCGUCGAGAUUCCAGCAAACUGGUACCUCGAUGACUUGCCGCCUAUGAUGUUUAUCAAGGACGCGCCAAACAGUCAUGGCUUCGUUAAUGCACGGGAUGUUGAGGACAUUUGGCGCGACCACUUUGACUACUUCUAUCGCGAGUAUGACGAGUUCAUUUUCCCAAUCACUAUCCACCCGGAUGUAUCUGGCCGGCCGCACGCGCUACUGAUGCACGAGAGACUCAUUGAACACUUCAAAAAGCAUGAGGGUGUCGAGUUUGUCACUAUGGAGCAAAUCUGCGAUGAGUUCAAGGGGAAGAAUGCACCACCACAAGGAGCCAUUAUGCCAGCAGAACCAGGGGCUAUGCUCAAGAAAACGUAA